Anopheles maculipalpis is the source of this 2166-nucleotide messenger RNA. It is a transcript of the gene dmpd, whose product is annotated as rho GTPase-activating protein gacF. Bases 9 to 2159 code for a protein of 716 amino acids. Gene Ontology annotation, cellular component: nucleus. NCBI's taxonomy places the organism in Eukaryota, Metazoa, Arthropoda, Insecta, Diptera, Culicidae. Gene Ontology annotation, molecular function: transcription coactivator activity; protein binding. Gene Ontology annotation, biological process: positive regulation of DNA-templated transcription. The record is from RefSeq and is a predicted model, not a curated record. The transcript is spliced from 7 exons.
UCAUCAAGAUGGUCUCAACACGUCAAAUGACUGGUGGUGCUACGUCGGAAGAAUCCAGUCUUCAAUUGUGUCGCACAGUACCAACAACGUUAUCGUCUAACACAACGUCGAACGUUGUGACGAUUACAUCCUCCUCGAUUAAUCCUAAAGCACCAACAGCGUUUCCACUGCACACGAAUCAGCCGUUGUCUCCACCCGCUUCAGCUGAACCAUCAUCAUCGUCCGAUUCCAGCAAUAGUUUGGCCAAUAUUGGAACGGUAAUGGUAAUAAGCGAUCUACCGGUUCAGCAGCGGCAAGAAGUGAACCUGAUGGAACUGCCGACAGAAAUAUUGGAGCACAUAUUUUCGUUUGUGGGGUAUAAAAAAAUUGCCCAAAUGAGAGUGAUAUCUCGUCAAAUGAAUAAGGUGUGCUGUUCCAUAUUGAAUUCCACUUUCCAAAAACUACAAAAUCAAAUGCACACAAGGUUUCAAACAGUAAAAGCCAAAAUGCCCCGCAGAGAAUCGGCGCGAAGAAAUCAUCCAUUAGCUUGCGAAUGUGAUAUUUUAGAGACAUGCUACAUGCGGCUAUCUUUACUACAAAUGACAUUUGGUAAACAUAUCGAACGGAAGCACUGCUGUUUCUUUCCUGGUGGGAUUCUAGAUGAGGUGUAUUCGGUGUUAAACUACAUCCGUACAUCGCCGUCCCUAGAUCGACCGUUCAAAGUAACCGAUGAGCUAUUUGAUCUCUCUACAAUGGCUAUGGAAUAUUUCAAGGAGCACAUAGAGCCAAAUUUACCUGAUAUUGCAUAUUUCACCAAUAGUACAAAAUCAUUUGCGCCCCUGGAAGCUUCAUCGUCAAUCCUUUCCCGCGAUACAUCACAUUCGAGUUCGUCAUCCCCACCGCAAAGCAAUAUGGUGCUGCGGAAGGGUAUACGCAAGAUCAAACAAGGAAUGAAACGGUACAAUAAUCAACUUACCGUUUUACGCAGCGAAUUGCGUACUUGCAAACGAAAAGCAACCGAACAGGCGAAAACCAUAACAGAACAACAGAAACUGUUAGCCGAACAGCAGAAACAGACGCUCGAGUUUGCGAAUCGGCUUGACGAAACGGAUAAAAAGAAUGAGGAACUGUCGAGAAAAUUUUCCACAGUACUACAGGAAUUGAAUAAAUGUAAAACUGAGCUGCAAUAUUGGCGUUCAAAAAGUCCAGCAACAACGAAUCCACACGGACAAGUGGUGCCUGCGUAUGAGCUACAAACCCUCGGAAGUCCAAAUGCGGUAUCGUAUGACAUUGAUUUGCUGUCGAAUGCAUCUCCCGCAAAUGCGGAAGAUACUAGGAAAAAAGACGACUCUGUACAGAAUAAGGAAAAAUUGGAGCACACUUCACAAGUACUAAGACCGAGAGAGGAAGAUUUACCACUGGUGGUUGCAGAAUCGACAGAAUUACUCCCCGUAACGCUGACAAAGCCUGGGCUGAAGAGGAAAAUGGAUUGCGUAGCAAUGGCACCAGAAUGCGAUAACAGUGUCUAUGCAAAUGGCAAUGAUCCAGUGCGAUUGGAAGGAUUGGUCUGUCUUAAUCCUCCAUUUGCUUCGGCAUCACUCGCUGCAUCCUAUUCGUCAUCUACAUUGUCACCAUCCGCAGUGUACGCACCGACUGCGGCAUCGUCAUCAGUCUCGUGCGAGGAAAGUAUGCUUUCGUCAUCAAUGUCGUCGUCCUCUUCGCUAAAUGUGAAUAGUAGUUGUGCGGAAAAUGCUUCUAGCACCGGAUUGUUGUAUCCCUCCAGCGCAGAUGCAUCGGGGGAGAGGACUGAAUUGCAAAGUCUUUCUAGCACAACGCAUGAUGAUAGCUUUUCUGGAGCUACAGGUUUGCCCUUUGCAGCUGCAAAACCAGUUUUCAACCACCUAAAAGCCAUUAACCAGUCCAAUACUAAUCAUACUUUGAAUCAGAAUAGUGAUAGCAGCAACAAUAUUAGCAGUAGUAGCUUUAGCAAUACCGUUGAUAGCAAAAAUGAUAGCACUAGUAACGAUAAUAACUCUAAUAAUCAUAUGAAAAAAAUACGAAGAGUACAAAGCAAAGCUAGAUCACAAAGUUAUAAUAGACAAAGUAAUCUUAAUGCUACAGUAACUAUGCAUACAAAAACCACUAGAAGCAAACAAUUGGACAAACAAGCAGGAAAUUAGUGAUGAA